UGUAAGUGCGCCCUUUUCUGCGGCCUUUCCUGUCCUGCGUAUUUUGCCUUCGGCUCGACCAUUAUGCUUGGUAACAGUCAUCUCCUGCCAAUGCAUCCUGCAGGCCGCAGCUUCCUGCUUGUCCACAGGUCGUCUUUGCCCAGACCAUAAAAGCUAAUGUGCACAAUAAGCCAAUUGCAUAGAUCGUCUCUAAAAUCCCUCUUGUGGACCAAGAUUUGAAAAAAAAAAAAACGGAAGCAUGAGCGUGGACAAGGCACUUGCCCGCCAGGCCGCCUGGAACUCCCAAGUCGCCCAGAGCGACUGCACAGACAAGAUCAUCGUACAAAACCUCGCCGUUACCGUCAAUGCCGGCACAGACGUCUGGGGCCGUAAGAAGAAGCAACGAGCAUUCAUAAGUGUCACUGUCACCCUUGGUAACCACUUCGCCUCUGCAUCGUCGACAGAUACUGUCGAUGAGAGCACCGUCCAUUAUGGUACUUUAAGCAAGGCGAUUCAAGGUCGUAUCCAAGACGACAGUCUGGAGUGGAUGAGCACCGCGGACCUCUCGGUCGCCAUUGCUGGCAUCGUUCGCACAGCUGCUGGCUCAGCGCCCAUCUUUGCAAUCGAGACAGAUGUCUGCUAUCUGAAAGGCAGUAUGUUCGGCGACGGAGCCGGCCACCAAGCAUCCAUUAUCACGACAACCGGGAUCUACUGUAACGUACUAUACCUGCGAAAUGUCCGCAUACCAUGCCUGAUUGGCAUAAACUCCAAUGAGCGACUGCAGAAGCAGCCAGUCGUUGUCAAUCUGUGGGUCGACUGCGUCCCUGCAUCUCGUGUGGAUGACUACGCAGCGCUGGAGACUGCACUUUUUCAGAUCGUCUCGGCGACAGAGUACGAGACCCUUGAAAGCCUCUUGGCAUUCGUUGUGCAGGAACUGAAGGUCAAAUUCUUCACCCAGGAAGAGGACCAGAGCGCAUACAUUCGCCUGCGGAUGGAGAAGCCGAUGGCGGUACCAUUUGCGGAUGCUCCUGCUGUCGAGAUUACACGCCCAUUGAGAGCCAUGUAGGAAAGUGGUCGAUGCACGGCAACACAACUGGUCAAUACUCAAGCUUGAAGAGCUACAACAACGUAUCGCUAUCGCAAACUUACUUGGGAACCAGAAGUCCGUCCCUGAUAUGGCAUGUGGCUCGUGCCGCUGGUUGUGCAUAGGCGAGCACUUUACAGAGCAAGAAGUCAAGCUAGAUUAUAUCGAAAUAGAUUUUCUGUGGAUGGUGGCUGGCUGGCCAUUUGCAAAUUUAGCAAGACUAUCAAAUGCUAAAAACCUAUACUUAUGACAAGUCACGAGACCAAGAGCACAUGGCUCUUUAUUUAGUCGCAGCACAAGAAAUUAGAUUGUUCCAAGGGCC
Messenger RNA from Didymella exigua CBS 183.55, 1385 nucleotides. RefSeq lists its product as uncharacterized. The coding region runs from base 239 to 1045 and encodes 268 amino acids. Gene Ontology annotation, cellular component: cytoplasm. Gene Ontology annotation, biological process: folic acid-containing compound metabolic process. Lineage: Eukaryota; Fungi; Ascomycota; Dothideomycetes; Pleosporales; Didymellaceae. Gene Ontology annotation, molecular function: dihydroneopterin aldolase activity. The record is from RefSeq and is a predicted model, not a curated record. The transcript is spliced from 2 exons.